GACUAAUCAGUUCAGUUGCUGCCAGAACAGAAGUGGAACUGACGCACCACUCACUGGCCUUUUUCACACAAUGGCUAAGGCCUAUGCUUACUUUAUGCAAUUUUGUGCUCAGAUUCACCAGUAUUUUGCGGGGCUGUAUAGGCGCUCCCAGAAGUUCUGGAAUGUCACUGUUAAACGCUUUUUCAUUAAGAAUGAAGAGGAAGAAGAUAUCCCUUUAGCUGAGACUAUUUCUCACAAGGAAAAAAUUGUGGUGCUUGGCCGUUUAUUGAAGAAUGAAUCUCUAGCCAUUGAGAAGAGGGCUCAAGCUGCAAAUAGAAUGGGACUACUAUCCUUUACAGGAGGACCAACCACUGGGAAAUUUGUAGCUAAGUACAUGAAAGAAGUAGCUCACUUGCUGCAAAAUCACCCAAUGGCACCCAAAGCGAAGAUCUUGCUGCUCCAGGGUAUAGCCAGUUGGUGUUACUUAAACCCUGUCAGCCAGAAAAAAGCCAAGCGUUUGAAGUUUAUUCCUAUUCUUGUUGAGAUUCUUGAGGACAGAUUUGAUUCUACCAUCAAAAGGGAAAUAAACAGCAACCUCCUCGUUAAAUUUUGGACUUGUUACGUUCUCUCUGUCAUGACAUGCAAUAACUUGCCUUGCAUGAAGGAGCUUAAAGAGUACACUACUCUAAAAUAUCACUUGCAAAUUUUGACAACCGAGAAUUGGUCUGGGUGGCCUGAGAAUUAUGCAGAGGUACUGUAUUUCCUAAUUGGAUUUCACAGGAAUUAAUUUUUCUAAAUGCAGCUACCUGGUGCGGCUGUUUAUCCCACUGCUUUAGCCUGGAAAUGGAAAGAAAUAAUAAAAAAGUUGAAAUGGUA
This is a messenger RNA of Canis lupus familiaris (dog), 855 nucleotides long. It is a transcript of the gene ARMH2, whose product is annotated as armadillo like helical domain containing 2. The coding region runs from base 71 to 766 and encodes 231 amino acids. The record is from RefSeq and is a predicted model, not a curated record. The transcript has 2 exons. Lineage: Eukaryota; Metazoa; Chordata; Mammalia; Carnivora; Canidae.